Messenger RNA from Spirometra erinaceieuropaei, 267 nucleotides. Lineage: Eukaryota; Metazoa; Platyhelminthes; Cestoda; Diphyllobothriidea; Diphyllobothriidae. The record is from the annotation of a GenBank genome assembly.
AUGGCGCUAGAUGGUGUACCGGCAAAAAUCAUCGCCAUGAUCAAGGCCUACUAUCGCUCUACCACUGCGAGAGUCCUGGUCCGCAACAAUCUUUCCCAACCGUUCGGUAUUCAGUCUGGCGUUCGACAGGGUUGUAUCCUGUCGUCCAUUCUGUUCAACUAUGCCAUUUACUGGAUCCUCGGGAGGGCCCUACACGAGGGUGACGACGUUGAGUUUGCACCCGAACACAGACUGACUGAUCUCGACUAUGCCGAUGAUAUCGCCUAA